Cynara cardunculus var. scolymus (artichoke) is the source of this 3191-nucleotide messenger RNA. RefSeq names its product protein NLP7-like. Gene Ontology annotation, molecular function: DNA-binding transcription factor activity; protein binding. The coding region runs from base 66 to 2768 and encodes 900 amino acids. The record is from RefSeq and is a predicted model, not a curated record. NCBI's taxonomy places the organism in Eukaryota, Viridiplantae, Streptophyta, Magnoliopsida, Asterales, Asteraceae. The transcript has 6 exons.
CACCACCAUAAGGCCAUACCCUUCUCUCCCUUUCUAUCCCCAACUCGCCGGAAAAUUCUUAUAUAAUGCCGGAAGCAGAGGAAGAUAACCGUUCAGCUAAUUUUUUCGUAAGGGGGACUCCGGUGACGGAGGAUUUACCCGUCAUGAUGACUAUGGAUCUCGACCUUGAUGGUUCUUGGACUUUCGAUCAGAUCUUCUCCGCAGACCCUUCUCCGUCCUUUAUUCUAUCGGCAACCGAGCAAACUUACUCUCCUCUCUGGGCCUUUUCCGAUGAUAAUAACAAUAAUCUCAACGACGCCGACGACAAACUCGCCGGAAAUGCCACGUUGACCUCUUCAGGAGCUGCUCACCGACUUCAAUCAGAUACCGAUAACCAUGAUCAAGUAACCAGAAAACCAUCGAACAACGACGUGAAAAGGAGGAUACCAAUGCCGAUUUUGGAGGUGAAUCCAUCAGAAUAUCAAGAUGCAACAUGUGUAAUCAAGGAGAGGAUGACAAUGGCUCUUCGUUACUUCAUAGAAUUGGGUGAAAAACACGUUCUAGCUCAAGUCUGGGCACCAGUAAAGAACAGGGGUCGUUAUGUGCUCACAACAUGUGGUCAGCCCUUCGUUCUUGACCCAAACUGCACUGGCCUUCAUCAAUACAGAAUGGCUUCUUUAAUGUAUGUGUUCUCUGUGGAUGGUGAAACUGAUGGAGUACUUGGUCUUCCUGCUCGUGUUUUCCGACAUAAGCUUCCGGAAUGGACUCCAAACGUGCAGUAUUACUCAGAUAAGGAGUACCAGCGGCUGAAUCACGCUUUGAAUUAUAAUGUUCGUGGAUGCUUGGCUUUGCCGGUGUUUGAAUCUUCUGGGCAGUCAUGUGUUGGUGUGCUCGAAUUGAUAUUGACUGCACAGAAAAUAAACUAUGCUCCAGAGGUUGAUAAAGUCUGCAAAGCUCUCGAGGCUGUAAAUUUGAAAAGUUCAGAUAUCCUGGAUCCUCCAAAUUCGCAGGCAAGCAUUUUUCCUAUAAAACAGAUUUGUAAUGAAAGUCGACAAAACGCCCUGGCUGAAAUCCUGGAGAUAUUGGCGGUCGUCUGUGAGACUCAUAAUUUCCCGCUCGCUCAAACGUGGGUCCCGUGCAGGCACCGAAGUGUCCUAGCCUAUGGUGGUGGAUUCAAGAAGAGCUGCAGUAGCUUUGACGGAAGUUGUAUGGGCCAAGUAUGCAUGUCAACAACCGAUGUCGCCUUUUAUGUUGUCGAUGCUCAUAUGUGGAGAUUUCGCGAAGCUUGUGCUGAACAUCACCUGCAAAAGGGCCAAGGGGUGGCAGGAAGGGCGUUUGCGACUCGCAGUUCGUGUUUUUGUGAAAAUAUAACGCAUUUUGGGAAAACCGAAUACCCAUUAGUCCAUUAUGCACGUAUGUUUGGUUUAGUUGGAUCUUUUGCGAUCUGUCUGAGGAGUACUCAUACAGGUGAUGAUGACUAUAUUUUGGAGUUCUUUCUUCCUCCUAAUAUGGUGAACGGUGAAGAUCAGCAGACGAUGUUGGGCUCACUGCUGACUUCAAUGAAGCAGCAUUUCCGAAGCCUUACGGUUGCUUGUGGUGAAGAAAUUGGGGAGGAUGGGAGACUGGUUGAGAUUAUUAAACCGUCUGCGAAUGGUGAAGUUAUUGAUUCAGGUAUUCAGUCCAUUCGACUAUCGGAAUCUGUGAUAUCAAAUGGAGGACCACUGGUUCGUGUUGAUUCUCUGGACCGGCCUUUAAAUGUGGAACCAAAUGGAUUAAAUGGAACUUGUGGGAAAUCGGAGACGCCUGAAACAACCAAGAAAUCGGAGAGAAAACGAGGGAAAGCUGAGAAAUCCAUUAGCCUGGAGGUCCUUCAGCAACAUUUUGCAGGAAGUCUUAAAGAUGCUGCAAAGAAUCUUGGCGUUUGCCCAACUACGAUGAAACGGAUAUGCAGGCAACAUGGGAUCUCAAGAUGGCCUUCUCGUAAGAUCAACAAGGUUAACCGCUCGCUUACGAAGCUAAAACGAGUGAUUGAAUCAGUACAAGGUGCUGAAGGAACAUUCACCAUUCCUUCUUUGGCAACCACCCCACUCCCUGUUGGUGUCGACUCCACGUCUUGGCCAACCGCUCCAAAUGGUUCACCAACUAACCAACAAGGUUCACCUGGGUCCAGACCAUACGACUCACCACGUCCGAAGAACGAUCUGGGUCCAAACAACCAAACGUCCGGCAGCAGAGAAGCCAGCACCGGCAGCCCAACUUCACAUAGGUCAUGCCAAGAAAGUCAACCAUUUGAAGUCAAAGCACCGAAUCAUGCUGCCGAGUUUUCCGUAUCCGAUGCUUUUCUAACUGCACAAACCGAAGAACCCUUUAGAGGAAUGCUAAUUGAGGACGCCGGAAGCUCACACGAUCUAACGAAUCUUUGUCCAUUCACCGAGCCUCUUGAAAAGGUACAAGAACUUACUCCUAAGGUACAACCUUUCACAGCCAGGGCAGAAAUGAAAACAAUAACGAUAAAGGCGAGUUACAGAGAAGAUAUAAUUAGGUUUCGGGUGGCUGCAAAUUCGGGUAUAGUUACUUUGAAAGAAGAAGUUGCAAAAAGGCUGAAGUUAGAUGUUGGCACGUUCGAUAUAAAGUAUCUUGACGAUGAUCACGAAUGGGUUCUAAUAGUUUGUGAUGCAGAUUUGCAAGAAUGCGUGGAGUUGUCGGUAUCAUCGGGGUGUAACAUAAUCCGGCUGUUAGUUCAUGAUCUGUCGACAAAUCUUGGAAGCUCUUGUGAGAGUUCAGGUUAAUUACGAAUAGAUACACUUCAUUUGCACAAACGAGUUGAUCAACAUUUCGACCCAUUUGAAACAAUCGAGAAAAGAAAGUUCCAUUCAGUGGAAAAUUGCAGAAAGAACAUUUACGUUGGCCGAAAACAGUAAAAAAGAAAGCGUCUGUGGCGUUUUAACUGCAUUUUCGGUCGACCGUAAUGUUCUUUUUUGCAAAUUUUAUGAUAUGUUAGUUUUUUUUAAAGGAAGUGUUUGAAAUAGUGUUUGAGCAAAUAGAUUAGUGUUGGGAGUGUUAGGGUUAGGGUUAGGAUGAGGUUGAGGGUUAAGUUGUAGAUUUAUGGGGUCAUAGCAACAGGACCAGAUUUUAGGGAGGAAUUUUCCCAUAUUCUUUCUUGUAUAAGAUGUUUAAAAAUGUGUUAAUUGUAUAUUGCUUUGUUCUUUGUU